AUGGCUACUCCAGGAAGGCCCCCCGACUCAGAACGCGAGACAGAACACCUAAACCCAAGAACUCCUAUGCGACAACAUCUAACACCCGGCCAAUACCCUGUCUCCCCAACACCUCCUAUACACCUUACACCUCUUAAUGAGAUCAAGGAACUAUUCAGACCUAUGGAGGAAGAAUGGAAGGAGAGAGUCGCACAAUUCGACCAAAGAAUGAACGAAGAUCCUAAUAAUGCCUCACUCCUUGAAGUUGCUAAGUAUAUCGAGACUGCGAUGUUCCUCUAUAUAUAA
Penicillium taxi is the source of this 285-nucleotide messenger RNA. RefSeq lists its product as uncharacterized. The transcript has a single exon. The record is from RefSeq and is a predicted model, not a curated record. Lineage: Eukaryota; Fungi; Ascomycota; Eurotiomycetes; Eurotiales; Aspergillaceae. The coding region runs from base 1 to 285 and encodes 94 amino acids.